This is a messenger RNA of Bombus impatiens (common eastern bumble bee), 4367 nucleotides long. Its product is annotated as general transcriptional corepressor trfA. The record is from RefSeq and is a predicted model, not a curated record. The transcript is spliced from 3 exons. The coding region runs from base 631 to 2124 and encodes 497 amino acids. NCBI's taxonomy places the organism in Eukaryota, Metazoa, Arthropoda, Insecta, Hymenoptera, Apidae.
CUCGUGUCGGAUUGCGUUAUUUGUCAACGGAAUUUACCGCUAGUAUCGAAGUAAGGAAUAAAGUAGCCGGUCGUGAGUGUGUGCACGUGUAUGGUUAGCGUACGGCGUUGACACUUUCCUCUGAAUACGUAUCUCCGCUGGAUCAGUUACGUAAAAUAUCUUAAUCCAAUUAAGAAGUUCCAGAGCGAUAGUGACUCGAAAACUAGCGAUAAAUUUGUAUGAGUUUUCGAGGUGGCUGUUUCGACGUGAUCUUGGCGCGUACAUUUACACGGUCUCGAAAUCAAGCUGCGUAUUACAUGGCGUCUGUGUGAAUCAUGUACGCUAAUUCUUAAGUUACGAUAUAUUAUUGCGUCUUGCGAUGUGCUUUUCGAAUAAUAUUCUAUACUCAAGUACGUAAUGUUAUAAGUGAACGGGGAACAAAACUAAAGACACAGAAAUAGAGAAAAAGAACGAUCGAGAUAUAUAUCUGUAGGUAAAAGGCAAAGUAAAGGCACAGGUAGAUAAACUCGGUCUUCCGUAACUAAACGACAGGGGCUUGUUGCAUUUACGUGGGUGAGGGUAGACCUACGAAAAAGGGCGUGGAAAGAUUAAACGAGUUAAAUAGCCAAGACGUAAACGUACGCUAACGUUAUGGGUAAGACGCCAAAGAAGGCGACACCUGGGGGCGAUGAGAGGAAUUUGUACAAUCGGAGACUGAAGGCAACGACCGCGCCGCCAAAUCCUUCCGAAACUAGCUUGCGCAAGAGACAGCACAAAUCCAAGAUUUCGAACAGAUCUAAAUUGAAUACCUUAAUAAAGAGAGUAUCACAUAAUCAAAGGAAAAACUUUAAAAGCAAAAUUCAGGAGCCAAUGAAAGUUGAAUUAGAACGUUCUGCAAAACAGGGAACAGGAAAUCCAGAUAAAACAGCUGGAAGCUCUAAGGAAAAAAAAUCAAUCGUUUCGCAACAAAGUGAAGAAUCAAACUCUGCAAAGAUGCAGCCAGAAUCAGAAGAAGCAGAUCCAAAGCUAAAUCCAACUGUACAGGUGGAAUAUACUAAAGAUGAUAGUUCUAAAGAUACACAGGAAUCUGAUAAGGAGUAUGUUAGUGAUACUCCUUCCGAAUCCAUUUCAAUGUUGAAAACACAGGAUGAUUUGGAAAACGCAGAAGUAAUGGUCGAGAAAGAGCAAUUGGAAUGCCAGAAGGAAGCAAGCAAUUCUGAUAAAAAUCAGGAAGAUUGCCAGGAGAACAAUCUCAAUUUACAAUUUGAAAUAGAAAAUAAUAUUGAAAACACAAUUACAGAAAAGACAGACAAUGUAGAUUUAAAAAAGGAAAAUGAUGAAAAAUGCCCUCCUGAACAGGAGAUGACAAAAGACGACAUACAUGAGAAGGAAGACUUGCAAAGCGAAUCUCAAACCGACACGGAAAGUAAUUCGGCAGAUGUCAUAGAGUUCACAACGUCGGAAAUAUCUGAAGCAUCUGAAAUUUUAUCGCAGAAUGAUGUCGAGAAGGAAAAGGAAAAGGAAAUGGAAAUAGCCGAGGAAAGCAUCAGCAAGAAUAUAUCGUUCGUUUCGUACGAUCCUUCGAUAAUGUUGAAGGACGUGCAGAUUAAGUUGAACGAUUGUUUAAAAGAGAAUUCGAAGUUAUUCGACACGAGUAACGCUAGUCACAGUAUGUCGAGCCAGCCGCCGAAGGAUAUGUCCUUCGGGAAGACGCUGAGAAGCAUUUCUGGCCGGCGUUCUCUCAGCAGAAUGCGUCACGUGACUUUACGCGAGUAUAGGUACUCGCCGAGCGAUUCGAUGUUCGUCAAUACGUCGAGCGCAUCGUUGCCGCAGGACGAAGCAAUGGAUUUUAAGAUUCUUCGUUAUAGUACCGAUUUAUCUGACACACUUUCUACCACAAAUGGUAGUUCGAGCGAAAGAAAACGAAAACUUGACACCGAAGACUGGAAUUCUAUGAAAAAGCAGAAAACUGAAACUGAGAACAGCUUGUUACAUAGUCCUAUCAGUUUAUUGAAAGGGUUACGCAAGCCUAUACAAGUUUCUACCCCGAUUUCAGACUUGAAAUUUAAGACUGGUAGAUUGGAACUGGACGAGAAUAGUAAACCAGCGAACGAAGGUAGCAAAAAAUGGUGUGCUAUCAUGUAAAUUACCAUCGAAUCGCACCAUCGAUGAAAAAGAGUUUUAUAUAUCUUUUCACACGAAGGCAGCGAUUCGUGCCAUCCCAUGCGUCUUCACAAACAUACUAGGUACAUACAUGCGUUAACAUAUUAUCGAGUUACAACGCUGAAUUAUUUUUCUUUAAUAGCGUAAAGAGAACAUGUUUUUUCAUUUAUUCGUAUCUGUUUCUAUGUUUGUUCUUCUUCCUUUUUACGGAAAUAUAUUUAUAGCACCGUACAUUUUCUAAAGCAUUUUUACUCUUCAUACGAGUUACAUACGUAUAAUAGACCGUGCAAUUCUACACUUCAGAGGCUCAUGAAAAGACAUCGCGUUCUUAAUGAAUAAUCUUUUAAACUUUGACUAUAUAUAUUAUGUGUAUAUUAUUAAGUCUUAUAUUUGUAACUAGCGGUCGAGUAUAUUUUAUACAAACAACAGAAUGUAAUUAUAGGAAAUAUGUAAUGGUAGAAUCCCCCUUCUCGUCACUUGAAAAAGCUAUUUCAUCGAAUAGGAAAUUUACGGUAUAUAAUCAUACAAUGGAUAAGAUAUAUUUUUCGAAUAUGCUAUAUAUCGUUCGCGUGGAUUAGUUUGAUCGCAUCGAUCGAUUCUCGUUUAUGUACAAGAUAACAUUGUUCGCGAGUCAACGGGAAAAUAAAUCAUACUUUUUUCUUUGUCCGUUUCGUCCGCUUCAGUUUACAUAUUAUAAGAGAUACGAUGCAACAAAUUAUUUUACUUUUUGACGUUAGAAAGUAUAUUUUCUUACAGUGUAGACGUAAGUCGAUUAGCAUCAGAGAAUACAUUUUUUAGGAGGGAUAAGUUUACGUUUCGAUGAACGAGGUAACUAAGUCAAUUGGAAACUUGAGGGUAUUGUAUAAAAUACCCUGUUUACCCUGUGCGUCCGUUUGUCGAAGCAAUUCUAGAGCUUACAUACUUUUUAUCGCGGAAUUCACGAAAAUCUCAAACUAACGAGAUCGUAGUGGCAAUUUUACAUAUUUAUAUAGGAUAAAUCAUUGUUGCGAGAUAGCUCGUAUUUUAUGGACAGCGCUUGCCAUGUUCAGCGAUGAAGCUAGAAAUAUUUAAAAAUAUUAGAUUUGUCAAUCAACGUCGAGUAAAUUUCCCUACGAAGGCCACAAUCGAAAAUAUCGUAAGUCACAUAAUUCCUUCCUUUUAUGGAACAAUUUUAGGACUCGAUCUAUUUUCAAUCGAUUCUAUAUAAAAAGAUCUACUUUUGUAUUUGAUUUUAGAAUUAAAUGUGUUCUUCUCUUGAACAUGUAAAAGGUAUCAACUAAAUUAAGAUACAACGGCUAAAUCAAUAUUCAAAGUGCUUACAUCUUCUAUCAGAUUAUUUCCAUUUUUAAAUAUCCCAUAUCAAAAUACAUUUUUUUGUCACUAAGUGGGAUAAAAAUCAGAAAAUCAAGUAGCAUAGAUUUACUACAUCUUUUCCUGUGUGGUCUUCAUUCGGUGGAUUGAAAGUCAUAGUAGUAUAAGUCAAGAUUUUGGAAAUUUGGACCUGUUCCAAUCUUUCAAAGUGUCAUUUCUCUAGCUUCGUAAUUAAUCGAAUAUUAAUUUUAUUUUCUAGAGCGACGACUUGAUACAAUGCGAACUUCUUGAAAAAGAUAAAUGCAGCACACGUUAUUUUAUUUGAAAAGUAGCAGUACAUUGACUUAUACUACAAAGGAUUCGAAACGACUUGGAAGGAAAUCGCGUGCGAUUCCACAGCUCGUCGCUGUUCGUGAAGCGCGCUCGAUACUGUUCUUUGUUGAACGAUUGAUUGUCGAUUGUUAUGUAGAUGGGACAAUGCGAAACAUUUGAGAUCGAAAGUUUAUUAAAUUCGAUGUAAAUACUCGAGACUCGACGGAGCUCGCGUUAUUACGUGUUGCGAGUACGAAACUGUCGAGUGUUUCGACCAAAGCCGUAAAGCUCACUUUUUACCAUUACAUGUACGGUAAAUACACAGAAAUACAUAGAUAGAUACGUAUGACGUAUUUUUCAAACUGCUCUCUAUGACAUUUUUUUGAUCGAAUAACAGAGGCACGUUCAUCUUCUACGUAGAAAUUCAUAUGCUCAUACUUCAAGUGCAACUGUUGAAAUUCAUCAGGGCCAAACACGUAAUCACUCCAUGCACUUUUCUACACGUUACAUUAAGCGAGAACACAAACAGGAAAGAUUGAAACCAUGUAUGAAUAAUGUAUAUAGAAAAUGAGAUUUAUAAUAAACCUUGGAAAUCUGAGAGA